AUGCAGAGUGCAGGAGCAUACAGCAACUCAAGCAAUAAUUUGUUACUUAAUUUUUCAAGGCCCCUGAAUGAGAAAAUCUUGUUGUUGCAGGUCCUGGUUGGGGUUUUCCUUUGUAUAAACUGCUUGAUGAUAUUCACAUUUCUGAAAAAGGAGUUUUUUAGGGAUGAAACUCGGUACAUUUUGUUUGCACAAACCUUAUUUGUGGACUCGGCUCUUAUGCUGUUAACUGACUUGCUUUCGGUUGGAACGUACUUUCAGUAUACCAUGCAUAUAAUUCCUUGUAGUAUCAUUUGUACGGUUUUGACUUUUCUUGCCUGCUGUACACCGUUGACUUUAGUGGCUAUGUGUCUGGAGCGCUAUGUGGCUAUAUGCAUGCCUUUGAGACAUGGUGACAUCUCCACAAGCAGGACCAGAUUAUAUGGGCUUUUUAUUAUAUGGGGUAUCAGUUCUAUAAUUCCACUGUUCAAUUUUAUAGGAUAUUGGGCAAUAAUCCCAAGAGCUGCUCAGUACUCCUAUACAGUGUGUACUGCGGAGAUAAUGCUAGGGGAAGCAUGGCAGGCACAUGGGCGUGCUAUCAUUUUUAUUAUCCUUUUCCUUUUUUUGAUCAUUAUCAUUGUCUUCACCUACAUCAAGAUCAUGAUUGCAGCCAGAGCUGCUUCAUGUGAAAAAAGGAAAUCAACCAGUAAGAGUCUCAGAACUGUGCUGCUUCAUGCAUUUCAGUUGUUUCUGUGCAUCGUGCAGUUUUUGAACCCAUAUAUUGAAAUGGCUUUCUGGAAAGUUGAAGCAAAGAUGCUUAUGAAUAUCAAAUAUUCCAUGUUCAUUGUUUUUAUGAUUGCACCACGUUGUCUUAGUCCAUUGAUUUAUGGUCUCAGAGAUGAAAGAUUUUUUCAUGUUUUAAGACAUUAUGCUAUGUGCGGCACUGACUGCCCAUUCUCAAGAUUGCUCGAAAUCAGAAAAACGAAAAUAAGAUCAACACUGGACAUAAAUAAGUGA
Molecule: messenger RNA, 993 nt
Organism: Hemibagrus wyckioides
Lineage: Eukaryota; Metazoa; Chordata; Actinopteri; Siluriformes; Bagridae
Product: odorant receptor 131-2-like
Exons: 1
Coding region: 1-993 (330 amino acids)
Biological process (GO): G protein-coupled receptor signaling pathway
Cellular component (GO): membrane
Molecular function (GO): G protein-coupled receptor activity
Source: RefSeq, a predicted model, not a curated record